Sipha flava (yellow sugarcane aphid) is the source of this 2137-nucleotide messenger RNA. It is a transcript of the gene emei, whose product is annotated as transmembrane protein 161B. The coding region runs from base 421 to 1890 and encodes 489 amino acids. NCBI's taxonomy places the organism in Eukaryota, Metazoa, Arthropoda, Insecta, Hemiptera, Aphididae. The transcript has 11 exons. The record is from RefSeq and is a predicted model, not a curated record.
AAGUAAAUAAAACUUAUUCACGCAUGUCAGCUGCAGCUGUUGUUGCUGCCGGUACUCCGGUAGUCUAGAAAACCUUUUUAUUUUAAUCGUGUUGACAAACAAAGCAGUGUUUGAAUUUUGAAUAUUCCACCAUAAUCGUCCAUAUCGUUUGUAAAGCUUAUAUUAUAAUGAGUGUCGCACGACCGCUGCUGUAAUAGAGAAAAUCUUGCUUAAAAAUUCGUCGAUUUCUUGAGGAUCGUAUAACACACAUAUGAAAAGUGUCGGACGUUGAAUAAGGUGUUGUUAGACGAAAGUGUAACAAUCGAUGACCGAUUUAGGAUCCAGCCGGUCUAAACCGAGUCCGGUAUUCUAUUUAUAGCCAAUCCAGGCCGUUCUUAGUUUUCACAGCGACGCUGGUUGUCUAUACAUCUACGCGACAUAAUGGCGACUUUAUUGGGUAUCCAACUAAUUAUUACAAUGAUUGCCAUAAAUUUGAUACACCGUCUUAGUGCAAUUUAUUCAUUUGCCCGAUGGACAUUGUGUUCAACAGGGCUAGUUCGGUACUUACAUCCAACAGACAAAGAACUUAGGCAGUUAUUAGGUUUAAAGAAAAAAGAUUCAAAACAAAAUAAACGACCUAUUAAUGGGCAAAAUGAUAAUAUUGAUAUAUUUCAGAUACCUAAAAAUCUAGCUAUUGAAUUGGAAAGCCAACCUAUUCAAGAACAUGAAUUAUUUCAGCUUAGAUAUUUCAUGGAAUAUCAGUGGCUCGCAAAUUUUUCUUUAUACGCAGCUUUGGUAUACUUAAGUACUGAAAUAUAUUCUUACUACUCUCCAAUUGAAAAUGAAAUUAAUCUGAGUAUGCUGUGGUGUUCAAUUGUUAUAGUUUUUGCAUUCAAAAUCCUUAUGUCUUUAACUUUAGAAUAUUUUCGUGGUGGUUUUGAAUCUUCUGGUGAACGUUCAACAGUUAUUGUUGGUGCUUUUGUUUAUUUAGUUAUUGCUAUGAUAGUUUUAGUCAUUGACGAAUCUAAACUUGAUGUACGAUUGGAUACUGCAUACAAAAGCUUUAAUGAAAGCUCCACAGAGUUUUUACAUAAUCAUGGUCUAUCUUCACAGGGACCUGCCUCAAAAUUAAUAGUAAAAUUUUGUCUUGCUAUAUGGUGUGCAGUGACAGGUGCAAUGUUUGUAUUUCCUGGAAUCCGUUCAGCCAAAAUGCAAUGGGAUUGCCUGAAAUAUUGUAAAUCCAAUGAAACAAAUGCCAAAUGUUUGCAUUACAGCGCAAGAUUUACUAAAAGUAUAAUGAAUUUUAGUUUAGUAACUCAUUUUUUACUUGUUCUACUUUGGGUAAAGCCUAUAGGUGUAGAUUUGUUUACUGCAAAAAAUACUUCUGGAUCAAAUAAACCAUUGAUGACAAUUGAACAAUUUGAAAGUUUAAGAUGUUGGGCUGUAGUAUUUGUCGUAUUCCAAAGACUAUUUUUGAUGCCCAUAUUCAUACAAGCUUAUCUAAACAUGGCUCAAGAGCGUUUGAUACAACAAAAAAAAGAAGCUGGACGAAUUACCAACAAAGAUUUGCAAAAACAAGUGUCUGUGAUUUUUUACUAUACAUGUGUUGUAGUGCUACAAUAUAUUAUACCACUUGUAAUGAUGUUGUUCUUCAUAUUCUUUUAUAAAACAUUAGGCAAUUUUAGUUGGCUCCAAGUUUUUACCAAUUCUUCCUCAACAAUAAUUAAUAAUACUCAAAACUCAAUACUUGAACCAAAUAUAACAUAUUUUUCUAUUCAGUCAUUAAAACAAGUAUUAACAGUGGAUGUCUAUAGAGGAAUAUUUGGAUUUGCUACAUGGUGGAUAUGUUUUGCAUGGUUUCUGUCUCUUUCAGUUGGUGUAUUUUAUCAGUCUUAUUUGUCAUCAAAUUAACUGCUAAUUCCAAUUGCUAUUAAAAUUGACUAUUUAAUUAAAAGAAUUAAUACACAAUAAUUAUUAUGUACUAAUUUAUUUGUAAUUUUUGUAUUAUUAAAAAUGUAGGUAUUUACAAUUUGUAAAAUUAAUGGUAGAUUAAAAAACAUGAAGAUUUAAGGGACACAUCUAGUGAGUUUUAUUGUAAUGACUGAAGUAUAUAACUUCAAAGUGCUUGAAAUAAAUUAAAUUAUUUUUUGCGGUGAUA